AAAACGCAAAAAGACAUUAGCGAAACGCCUCCACAGCCUCAACUAAGAUCUCGAAAUGGUUCUCUUGUAAAUAUCUACAACUCUCGGCCCAAUCUCCCAGAUCCCAUCAUCUUAACCAUCAGGUAUCUCCAUAUUCUUCCGUAUGCAUAAAUACCCUCCUCCUGAGCCUUCAGCUUCUCCCCUUAAACAAAAAAGAACAACUAAAAAAAAAAAAAAUACAAAACGAAGCCCCAUUCUCAAUCUGUAAUGGCGAUCUUCAGCGAUCAAGAAACCCUAAAUCUCUCCCCAAACCACCAGUCUUCUCUCCGACGGCGGAUCCCCCCUGAUUCUCCGGUCGCCGAGGUGCUGACGACGGACUCGGGCGACGAUUCGAGCCCUGGGACGAGCUCCGAUGCCGAUAACAGAGAUCGAGUCGAGAUAAGCGACAAAGGAGAGAAGAAGAAGGAGAAUCCCUCGGUGUUCAACGCCGCCGGCGAUGGAUUGAAGUUCGUUUACCGUGCGUCGACGCCGGCGCAUCGGAGGAUUAAGGAGAGCCCGCUGAGCUCCGAUGCAAUCUUCAAGCAGAGUCAUGCAGGUCUCUUCAACCUCUGUAUAGUAGUGCUUAUUGCGGUAAAUAGCAGGCUCAUCAUUGAGAAUCUAAUGAAGUAUGGCUUGUUAAUAAGAACUGGGUUUUGGUUCAGUUCAACAUCAUUGAGAGAUUGGCCUCUAUUUAUGUGCUGCCUCACUCUGCCUGUUUUUCCGCUUUGUGCAUUUAUUGUUGAGAAGCUGGCCUGGCGCAAAUUAAUCUCUGAAUCUUUUGUCAUCUCACUUCAUGUAAUCAUUACAACAGCUGAAAUCUUGUAUCCAGUUUUUGUGAUUCUCAGGUGUGAUUCUGCGGUCCUAUCUGGCCUCACCUUGAUGCUUUUUGCCAGCAUUGUUUGGUUAAAGCUUGUGUCAUUUGCGCACACAAAUUAUGACUUGAGGACAUUGCCAAACUCCAUUGUUAAGGAUGAUGUUGCAUCUGAUUGUCCAAACCUUGAUUCCUGUCAAGAUGUGAGCUUCAAAAGCUUAGCAUAUUUCAUUAUGGCCCCAACUCUUUGCUACCAGCCCAGCUAUCCUCGUACAACAUGCAUAAGAAAAGGUUGGGUGAUACGUCAACUUGUUAAGGCAAUUAUAUUCACAGGAAUUAUGGGCUUCAUCAUCGAGCAGUAUAUCAAUCCAAUUGUACAGAACUCUCAACACCCGCUGAAAGGCAAUUUAUUAAAUGCUAUUGAGAGAGUCUUGAAGCUAUCAGUGCCUACUUUGUAUGUGUGGCUUUGCAUGUUCUAUUGCUUUUUUCAUCUGUGGUUAAAUAUACUUGCUGAGAUCCUUCGAUUUGGUGAUCGUGAGUUCUACAAGGAUUGGUGGAAUGCUCAAACAAUUGAAGAGUAUUGGCGUUUGUGGAACAUGCCCGUUCAUAAGUGGAUGGUACGACAUAUUUAUUUUCCUUGCUUAAGGAAUGGUAUACCCAAGGGAGUUGCCAUUUUUAUUUCGUUUUUCGUAUCUGCAGUAUUUCAUGAGCUAUGUGUAGCUGUACCCUGCCAUAUAUUCAAAUUUUGGGCUUUCAUAGGGAUAAUGGUCCAGAUUCCUCUGGCCAUCUUGACAAAGUACCUUCAGGAGAAAUUCAGAAACUCUAUGCAAAUUUUACAGGUGGGAAACAUGAUCUUCUGGUUCUUCUUCUCUAUUCUAGGACAGCCGAUUUUCGUACUUUUAUACUAUCAUGAUGUGAUGAAUAGGAAAGUGAAAACAUAGCAAGUUAAGAGUCAUUAUGUACAAGUGAAGGUAUAAGCAAAGACAUUAUAUGAAGGGCCAGUGCAAGUAUUUCGCAGUGAUCCAGUCAUUAUGGACUCGAAAGUUUUCUUUUGAGAGCAUUAUAACGUUUGAUCUGGAGUCGAGUGGUGCUGACCUACAGAGUUUUGCUUCGAACAACUGCAUAAUUGUAGAAACUGAAAGAACUUUGCCGAGGGAAAAUACAACUGAUGAAUAGUUUUCUUUUUUCUAAAUAUCCUUCCAUGGAUCCAGUUUUGUUUGUUGUACAAAACAAGUGUACAUAGAACCCCUGUAAUAUUAUAGUUGAGAGUUCUAAGCUCAUCGACAUGAACUGAGUUAUCAAACUCUAUAGUUUGGAUAUUAUACCAUAUCAUAUAUUGGGUAAAUAUCAAUAAUUUCUGGUGUUAGUUGCAUGCU
Molecule: messenger RNA, 2205 nt
Organism: Asparagus officinalis (garden asparagus)
Lineage: Eukaryota; Viridiplantae; Streptophyta; Magnoliopsida; Asparagales; Asparagaceae
Product: diacylglycerol O-acyltransferase 1
Exons: 16
Coding region: 247-1770 (507 amino acids)
Biological process (GO): triglyceride biosynthetic process
Cellular component (GO): endoplasmic reticulum membrane; chloroplast envelope
Molecular function (GO): diacylglycerol O-acyltransferase activity
Source: RefSeq, a predicted model, not a curated record